AUGCUCUUCUGCACCCGCUCCCUCAUCUGGGGCGGCCUCUUGGCCAUAGCCGGCCUAACAACCGCCUCCCCAGUUGCCACUGGCCCCCUCCCCAUCGCCAUCCGCGACAACACCUCUCCCCCCUCUUCCCUCGAACACCGCGACUACAACACCACCUCCCUCUCCCCCGUCGUCUCCCUCCCGCCAACCAUCCAACAAGACCUAACUACCCUCCUCUCCCCCUCCGCCCUCGUCAUCCUCCCCUCCUCCCCUUCCUUCUCCCAAUACACCCACCGCUGGUCCCUCAACACGCACACCAACUCCCCCUCCUACGCAGUCAUCGUCGUCCCAGCCUCCGAGCGCGACGUCUCUCUCACCAUCCAAUACGCCAACGUCCACUCCAUCCCUUUCCUCGCCACCACCGGCACCCACGGCACCUGGCAGGGUCUGUCGCAGCUGCAGGGCGGCAUGGCCAUCUGGACGCGCAACCUGACCAAGAUGGAGUUCGCUGCUGACGGGCAAUCCGCCACUCUCGGUGGCGGGUUACGUGGUGACGACGUUGUCCCCGCCCUUUGGGCUAAGGGGAAACAAACCACCACCGGCUCCUGUCGGUGCGUCUCACUGCUAGGGCCGGCGCUGGGCGGUGGACACGGUUGGUUGCAAGGGCAGUAUGGAUUGGGAGCUGAUCAGAUCUUGUCUGCGCGGGUGGUGUUGGCGAACGGCACGGCGGUGAAGGCGUCGAACACGGAAAACAGUGAUUUGUUUUGGGCGUUGAGAGGGGCCGGACAUAACUUUGGGGUGGUCACGGAGGUGGAGUAUAAGUUGUAUGAUGCGGUGAGGCCGGAGUGGACGUAUCAGAGUUAUACGUUUACGCAGGACAGGCUGGAGGAGGUGUACAGGGUGCAUAAUGAGGCGAUGAGGAACCAGAGCGUGUUUGUGGUUUAUUGGAGUCUUUGGAGGUGGGCGCCUGAGGUUGAUCCUGUUCAUCCCAUCCUAGUCUCAACAGUCUACUACAACGGCCCCCCCUCCGAAGCUGCCUCCUACUUCGCCCCCUUCGCCGCCCUCUCCCCCCUCGACACCACCCCCGUCCUAACAACCGACUACCCCGGCCUCGCCGCCGCCGCCCAAUUCCGCGUCACAGACUGGGCCUGCCAGCCCAAAGGCGGCGCCACCGUCUACGGCAUGGACGUCGACACCUACGACGUCAGAGCCCUCCGGCAAUCCUACAACGCUUUUAGGGAUAUGAUCCGCACCGAACCGGCCCUCUCCCUCUCCAUGGCCUACCUAGAGGGUUACGCCCUCCAAGCGGUGCAAGCAGUCCCCUACGAGAGCACCGCGUUUGCGCUGCGCGACCGUAAACUGCUGUAUGGGUUCCUGGUGACGUAUGAGGACAACACCACCGCGACGAGGAACAAGACGCUGGAUGCACAGGCGCAGAAGUGGGGAGAGAAGAUUAGGGAUGCGGCGUAUGGGGAGAAGGUCAAGCAGAAGAGCGUUUAUGUGAAUUAUGCUAAGGGGAGUGAAAGUCUGCAGGCUAUGUAUGGGUAUGAAGGGUGGAGGCAGGAGAGGUUGAAGAUGCUGAAGAGGAAGUAUGAUCCGAAGGGAAGAUUUAGUUUUUAUGCGCCUAUUAAGGCUUGAGGGGGGUUGGGAGCGGGUUCAUUGGGAUGUGGGAAUAGGGAAGGGGGUUGUGUUGGGAAGAGUUUGAGAGGCGGGUUGGUGUUGGGGUGGAAAGAGGACGGUUGAAGGUUUAAGACAAGGAAGAGUUGGAUGUG
Messenger RNA from Neurospora tetraspora, 1751 nucleotides. RefSeq lists its product as uncharacterized. The record is from RefSeq and is a predicted model, not a curated record. The transcript is spliced from 2 exons. Bases 1 to 1617 code for a protein of 538 amino acids. Gene Ontology annotation, molecular function: FAD binding. Lineage: Eukaryota; Fungi; Ascomycota; Sordariomycetes; Sordariales; Sordariaceae.